This is a messenger RNA of Parus major (Great Tit), 6680 nucleotides long. RefSeq names its product BRCA1 DNA repair associated (gene BRCA1). NCBI's taxonomy places the organism in Eukaryota, Metazoa, Chordata, Aves, Passeriformes, Paridae. The record is from RefSeq and is a predicted model, not a curated record. Gene Ontology annotation, biological process: positive regulation of transcription by RNA polymerase II; negative regulation of fatty acid biosynthetic process; double-strand break repair via homologous recombination. Gene Ontology annotation, cellular component: plasma membrane; BRCA1-BARD1 complex; BRCA1-A complex. Gene Ontology annotation, molecular function: DNA binding; ubiquitin-protein transferase activity; zinc ion binding. The coding region runs from base 366 to 5786 and encodes 1806 amino acids. The transcript is spliced from 22 exons.
AAAGACGGCGCGCGGAGCGGGCUGAGGGGUGACGGGCCCGGCUGUGUCCCGGUGCUGACCGUACCGGUACCGGCACCCGCAGCGACCACUCCCACCGCACCCGCAGAGACCGCGCCGGCACCCGCACCCGCACCCCCACAGAGACCGCGCCGGCACUGCCCUGGCCCUCACCGCAUCGCCGCCGCCCGCACCGGCGCUGCCCGCUCUCCCUUCUCCCGUACCUGCGGACAGGCCUCGCUGCAAGGCCAGACCCGAGCUGCCGCGCCGGGAAGCUCAGGCGCUUUCUCCUUGUUGUCAGGAUUUACGACGUUCGCUGUGGGCUCUCCCCGGUGCUGGCCCGUGUGGAGUAUUUUUGGAUGUGAAGGAUGGACUUCUCAGUGAUUACUAUUGGACAAGUACAAAAUGUGCUUUCAGCCAUGCAGAAGAUCUUGGAGUGCCCAAUAUGCUUGGAUGUGGUACAAGAGCCUGUUUCAACAAAAUGUGAUCACAUAUUCUGCAGAUUCUGCAUAUUCAAACAUAUCAGCAAAAAGAAGAAAGGUGUGGUAGAGUGUCCUCUGUGUAAGACAGAAGUUAGCAAGAGAAGUCUGAAAGAAAAUUCCAGAUUUAAGCAACUAAUUGAAGGAUUGUUGGAAACUAUCCAUGCUUUUGAGCUUGACACUGGAGUGAAGUUUUUAAAGAGUCAUUACUUUCAUAAAACAUCCACGGAUGUCACUGCUGCUGAGUCCUUGUGUAAAGAAAGUUCUGUCAUCCAAAGUAAAGGCUUCAGAAACAGGAGAAAAAGUGCUAAAGGAAAUGGACAAGAAAACUUAACCUUGCAGGAAUCUAGUGUGAAUAUUCAGCUUACAGAUGCCAAAAUGUGUCGCUCAAGAAACAAACCCCAGAAAUCUGAUUCUCAAAAGGGUAUUUACAUAGAGUUGGGCUCUGAAUCAUCUGAAGAUUUUUUCAAACAGGCAAGCAAAACUGGGUUUGAAGACAAAGUAUCAGUUCAGAUUUCUUCUCAAGAAAGGCUGGAAGAACUUGAGAGUGCUGAGAAGGGGAAUGAAAAUUCUUGCAAUGCACAGCCUGACAAGCUGUGUGCCAAAGAAACAACGCUACCAAAUGUCAUAGGUGAAAGUGAUUUCUCAAAGGAAUGCUUGAGCAAGAAAAGCACUCAGAGCAUUGCUGAAUGUGCCAAACCUGACCAAGUGAAUGUGACUGAAUGCCAGAGUUCUGCUUUAAAUAUCCUUGCUGUAGACCUGCUCCCAGAGCAGUGUGACAGGACAGGUGAUGCCAGUCACCUGUCACCUGUGGAUGGGGACACAUCAUUCAGAAAGAACACAGAAGAAAUGGAUAAACAGGAAACCCAGUACAACAGUGAAAGCCAAGAGUUUGAUUCAGAAGACAGUUCAGAGAGCAGGCUGGAUAAAAGCAAGGAAAUGGAUGCUGAUGUACAAAGUAUGGGAGCUGUAGAGGCAUGUGAACCUGAGAAUGACUCUUCCCAUGACAAUGAACUUCCUCUGGAGAAGCUGCCUCAGCCAGAGACACCUCAGUCUGCCACCCUGAAUAAAAUCUCCAAGAAGAGACUGAAGCAGAGCAUUCAGAAAGUCAAUGAAUGGUUUUCAAAAAGUAAUGAAAUUUUGUCUUCCAGUUCUUCCCUGGAUGAAUCUGCUGCAUCAGCUGAUGUUUCAGGUGAAGGAGAACUGUGUUUAUCAGAUAAAGGGUCUUGUAUUUCAGAAAAAACUGACCCUUUGGCAGAUUCCACGGAAAUUCCAGCAGUGGAAGGAAAAAAGAGGUGGUCAAAACAAACAGUAGAAGACAUCAAAGGCAAAAUAUUUGGGAAAACAUACAACAACAGAAGGAGGAAAUCAAAUGCCCCUUCUACCUUGAGAGACGUUUUGCCUACUAGGAGAAAGGAAGAUGUGGCUGCUGAAAAGUGCCUGAAUGAUUUCAGCAAAGACAGACUCAAACAAAAGAGGAAGACUGCCUGUGUCCUGCAACCUGAGGAUUUCAUAAAGAAAAAAAAAAAUACAGAAGAAGCAGACAGGGGCCCUCAAAGUGUUAACUGGGGCCUUGGAGAUGCUGAAAAGAAUAGAUGUGAUGAAAGUGUUUCUGUUAAUGAAAGUCACCUCUCUCAGAAUAAGGCAAAUAAGACACUAACAGAGCUUGAGGAGGGAGGGGAACCCACAUGCAAGAAAGCUUCUGACAAGGUCACUACCAGGCACUGUGAUGGGGAACCAGAAAUGGAUAACUGUGAUCAGAAAAGCACCAAAAAAAGAAGUUCUGCAGCAAAAAGAUGCAAGCAUUCUAGUAGAAAUAUGUGUGCUCUGCAGUUAGUAGUGGAUAGAAGCUCUGUUUUCCGUGAUCCAGCUGAGCCACAGAUCGAUAGCUAUCCCAGCAGUGGGGAGCCCAGGAAAGCUGAUUCUGAGCAAAAUCCAGUCAGACGCAGCAGAAGGCUUCGGAUCCUUUCUGAAGAAAUGACAAAAGAAACAAGGAAAGGAGUAAAGGGAGCAAGAAAGAAAAACAGUGACUGUGGAAGGUCUGUCUCUGGAGACCAAAGGAAUGUGGCAACUCGCUCUGCUGAGUGCAAAGACCUGUGUGAGCCUCAAGAUGAGCUGAGUUACAGGCCAGUCACUGAUUUGGAAGGAGGUGAUCUGGAAGCAAAUGAAAUGCAGGUUAGUCUAAAGAAUUUAUCUGACACUGCAGAAACUGGGAGAAGUCUGUUCAAUCCUUCAUGUCAGCCUUCAAACUGUGGCUCCACUGUGCCUGAUACGUGUUCUCAAGACAGUGAAAUACUAGGUAGCCCUCUCCUCCUACAACUUCCUUCAGUGUCUGGUGGGAAAACUACUUCUCACCAGACUGAAGAGGUGACUGAAUCACCUACUGCUUUUUCCCAGGAGUGUGGACAUGAUUCACAAAAUGUUCCAGGGGACUUAAAAACUGAAAAGUUGCCAAUGGCUGAAAAUGUGUUGGAAUUGACCAAGGAAGCUGAGGACAGUGACUUGGACACGCAGUAUCUGCGAAAUAUAUUUAGGCAUUCAAAGCGCUCCUCCUUCAGCCUUUUUCAGACUGCCAGGCAGGCACAUGCAGUGAAAGAUCCUCCUCCUGAAACCUCCAAUCCAUCAUGUGCUGCUCAGGUAGAAAAUAAAGGUGGCAAACAGGUACAAUUGGAAAGCUUACAAGAGGAGAAAGCAGCUGCUCAAAACUUGAGCAGGGUUUCUGAGAAAGAGAAGACCUGUGAGUCUGCCCAUGUUGAUCCUGUGCCUUGCUUUGCUGUCAGCACAAGAGAACACAGGGAUGACAUUUUACAGGCUGCAGAGGAAAGGACUCUAACACCAGCAGGAGCAGGGACUGCUCAGACUGAGCACAAAAAUGGAUUGCUACAAGAAGAGCAGGGCAAUGAAAAGCCAGUGUCAAAUGAGAUAGGGAUAGAAAAGUUGAGACAGAAUCCCAUCAAAAGUAAUGGAAGCCAAAGUGAUCAGAGUAACACAGAUGAUGAUUCCAGACAAAAUGAUGUAAACACAGGCCAGGAAAUCAGCUUCAGUUCAGAAAUCAAUCAGGCAGGAAAGACUGAAGUUGCUGAUUGCAAAGGACCGGUUCUACAUUUUCAAUCCCCAUCAAUAAUUUGUCCUGCAACUUGUCAGCAAAGCCCUGCUGAAAUCAGCUGUGAAGUCACUGAAACAAAAAGUAGCAAAGUAGUAGUUCCUGUGAAGGGGAAUGAAGAACAAGCAGCCCAUACUGUUAGCACAGCAGUGCCCAAAUGUUCAGCUGCAGAGGAGGAACCUCUUGGAGAGAAUCGUGACCUCACAGAUUUGUCUGAAACCCCUAAUGGCUUGCUGUGCUCUGAUACUGAUAUUGAGGAGAACAGCAGCUUAUGUGAAACUGAUAGGAAAGAACAAUCUGCAGUGUUUGUAAAAAGUGGCAAUGCCCUGGGAAAAGAGCUGCUCAAGAGAAAUGCAAGUUCCAGGCCAAGAUCUGGAGGUAUUCAAAAGUCUCGAAGACGAGUUCAGAAACUGCCAUCUUCAGAUGAAGAGUCCUGUGAGGAUGAAGAUUUACCAUGCUUUCAGACAUUAAUCUUCAGCAAAUCAGCAAGCACACCUUUGCAGACUGGUAAACAAAUGUCAUCUGUGGCAGAGCCUUCAGUGGCAGAGUGUCCAGUGAGUCCCAGUGUGUUGCCUCACAGUGUGAGUAAUGACAAUAUUGUGCAGGAAGUGCCUGAAGCUGCCCUAAGUAAUGUGUGUGUUUCACCAAGCCAGGAGUCAGAAUGCUCUGUCAGCUUAUUUUCUUCCCAGUCCAACAUGUCUGAAGAACCACUUAAUGGAGCACAAGAGCUGAAGAAACAUUUACCACAUGUGUCCAAACAAAUGAGCAGUGUAAACAACAGUAAAGAAACUUCUCAGAACUGUAGUGGAGGGCUGAAGACAACCAAAGAUGAAUGUCAAGAAUUUCCAGACAUUGGAGCAAAUCUAGGUGAAGCAUCUGGAUAUGACAGUGAAAUAAGUGUUGUAGAAGAUUCCUGUGGGCCAUUCUCUCAGGGGGAAAUCCUCACUACACAGCAGAAGAAUGCUAUGCAGAAUAGCCUGAGAAAACUUCAGCGAGAAAUGGCUGUGCUUGAAGCAGCACUAAAGCAGAAUGGAAGUCAGAGCUGUGAAGUUUUACCUGUCCACAGGGAACUGCCACAUUCCAGUACUGAGGGGGCACUUGAAACAGAUCAAAUGAGAGAAGGAAAAAACAGGUCUCCAGAAUUGGUUCUCUCAUCUUCUAAAUCCUCUUCAACAAAGAGAUCAGAUCUGGAGAAAGGCCCUGAGUGUGACAGUGUUCUGAAGAAGGAAACUCCCUCUGAAAAGACAAAACCUGUGCAGGAAGCAGUGCAAGAACACAGGCAGUGUCAGCUGGAGGAAGAAAAUUCGAAGGAGAAGAAAUCUGGAACCAGGCAACACAGUGCAUCUGUCUCAUCACUUUCUGGAAAUGUGACCCAGUGUCCAGAUAACUCUUCCUGCUCUGUAAGGCUUUUUACCCCUCAAGCUGCAGAAGCCACAGAUGAGCCUGUUGUAGCUCAGAACACUGAUAAAAGCUGUGGCCCAGGACACAAAUUAAAGACAAGUGAAUGUUUUCCUGUACCUGUUCUGCACAAUGCAACUGGGGAAAAAAAUGAUACAAGUCCAGUUGUGACCAAGAGGAAAGAAAUGUCAAUUGUGGCAUCAGGUCUGAAUCACAGUGAGCAUCUGGUGGUCCAGAAGUUUGUGAAAAAAACUCAGAGCACUUUAUCUAAUCACAUUACUGAAGGAACAACCCAUGUCAUAAUGAAAACAGAUGAGGAGCUGGUGUGUGAACGGACUCUGAAGUAUUUCCUGGGCAUUGCAGGAGGAAAAUGGGUAGUUAGUUAUCAGUGGAUAAUUCAGUCUUUUAAAGAAGGAAGAAUACUGGAUGAGGAGAACUUUGAAGUCAGAGGAGAUGUAAUCAAUGGGCGAAACCAUCAAGGUCCUAAGAGGGCCAGACAGGCCCUGACUGAAAAGAUCUUUAAAGGCUUUGAGAUCUGUUGCUGUGGACCUUUCACUGGUAUGACUACAGAGCAUCUGGAGUGGAUGGUGGAGCUGUGUGGUGCCUCUGUGGUGAAGCAGCCUGACCUGUUCACACACACAGCAAAUUCUACUGCUGUUGUGGUUGUGCAGCCAGAUGCUUGGAAGGAAGACUUGGAUUAUAGAGCAAUCCACCAGCAGAGCAAUGUUGCUGUGGUAACUCGGGAAUGGGUCCUGGACAGCGUGGCUUGCUACGAGUGCCAGGAGUUCAGUGCUUACCUCCUGUCCUAAGGGUGAACAGCAGCUCUUAGCAAUAAUAAAAUUACUUCAACAACAUUACUAUCUGAAGGUGGAAUUACUGUUCUUUAAAGCUUUACUUUAACUUAAAGAUCUAUGAGAUUAUAAAUGUUAAACUAAUUUUAAAGGUUAGAAAGUGUAGUAUGUGACCUCAGAGAAAUGGUGAUUUAUUAUUUGCCACUGCAGCCACUUUCUGUUUAGACACUUGGGGACAUUUUGGAGACAGUCAUUUAAAAGAGGAAUAUUGGGCUCAGGGUUUGAAUUAAAGCAUAUUUUAAAUACAUUAAAACUCCUGCACUCUGGAGUAACCUCCAUAUUUUCAUUUUGCUUAAAUACAGCCCCUGAAUACUGUUUUGUGAUUAUUAGUGCAUCAGCCUUGGCCAUUUAUUGAUUAUGGUUGUGCUGAAAACUCUACAAAUAGCUUUCCUGUUGUGCAUCAAAGUGCCAGCUCACCUUAUCCAGAAACCCUGGCCACAGGUAUGGUCCCCAGAAAGGUUAAACAGAAGGCAAAGCUGAAAACCAGGAACUGUCAGGCUGAUUUCUGACAAGUGCAUGUGGCACUGUGAAAGGAUAACAAAUAGAAGCAUUUUAGUAUCCUGGUGACCCAUGAUAAGCCCAAUAAGAAUCUGCUUAUAAUAGACUCUGCUUAUAAAAUGAGGCUGCAAAGAAAUAGGUUUUUUAUGAAAGAAAAUGUCUUGCUUGUUUCUGUUGCCAAGCAAUUCAAUUUCAUACCUAAUUUUGUACUUUGAGAGCAGAGCUGCUUGUUUAAAAAGAGAAAAAAAUGUAGCUAAGUUGUUUUGUGGUAAGAUGCUGCUGUCUUGGAAAGUUAGAGAAAGUAUGUUUAUAAAUAUUUGAAUCCACAAAGAAAUAAAAUUAUUUUGGCAAGUA